Chironomus riparius is the source of this 897-nucleotide messenger RNA. Lineage: Eukaryota; Metazoa; Arthropoda; Insecta; Diptera; Chironomidae. The record is from the annotation of a GenBank genome assembly.
AUGGGAGUGAAAUCAUCGGCAUCCAUAAAAGCAACAAGUUUUAUGAUGAAACUUUCAAGCUUUUUCUUCAAAUCAAGGUUUCCAGAAUUUUUCAGAAAAUGUCCAUUUAAGCCAUUUACAGUUGAUAGAUCAAACAUCACAAUGGAUAGCAGAAUUAUUGCUAUGAUUCCGACUGGCGUCUAUCGAGUGAGGAUAGCAAUUAAGUACAAAAAUAAUGAUAUGAUCUUUGAUAUGUGGCUUACUAUCCAUGAAGAUUAUGUUAAAUUAGAUCAUGCAGUGGUUUAUGAAGGAAAUAUGUUUAGUGUUAAAGCUAGUUUGAUAAAGUCAUUAGACCACAUUACUGUAAUCACUCACUAUUAUGUUCGAGAUUCAAAAAAUAAGUUUCGUGAGAUUUUCAAAAACAUGCCAACAUUUGAAUGGUUACAAACAGACUUUCGAGUGACUGAAUUUGAAGCAUUUGAUUCCGAUGAAAGAUAUAUUUAUAUAGAAUAUGGAACUAUGAUGAAUGGUGUAAUAUUCAACUUUAAGUUUAGAACUCUAGAAAUUAUCAAUGAUGUUAUUGUCAAAGUUCGUUUUUUUGUCAAAAAUUCCCAAGACGAUUAUCAUGAAAUUUUCAAAAAAUUUCCCGCAAUUGAUUGGUGUAAAGCCAUGAAAACAGCAUCUUCAUAUUCAUCAAAUUUUGUUGCCAAAAGUCUUUUAUUAUUUUGUAAAAAGCUAGCACCAGAAUUGAUGCGAAGUUGUCCUUUUCCAGUGAUAAAUUUUGAAAAAAGAAAUGUAACAGUUCCAAAUGUAGUUCUUUCUUUAGUUCCAGUUGGAGUUUAUCGUAUUAUGCUAGCAUUUAAGAAGAAGAAUGGAGGUGUAAUGUUUAAUUCGUCAUUAAUUGUUCAUGUGUUUUAG